Neopelma chrysocephalum (saffron-crested tyrant-manakin) is the source of this 1227-nucleotide messenger RNA. RefSeq names its product spermatogenesis associated 17 (gene SPATA17). Gene Ontology annotation, cellular component: spindle pole. The transcript is spliced from 10 exons. Bases 27 to 1163 code for a protein of 378 amino acids. Lineage: Eukaryota; Metazoa; Chordata; Aves; Passeriformes; Pipridae. Gene Ontology annotation, molecular function: protein binding. The record is from RefSeq and is a predicted model, not a curated record. Gene Ontology annotation, biological process: spindle organization; mitotic cell cycle; establishment of meiotic spindle localization.
CAGCGCAGUGGGACGGUCCCGUUGCCAUGGCGGCGGCGUCGGGAGGGCGGGAGGAGGGAGGGAGCAUGGCCGCCCUGGCCCGCCUGCAGGAGAGACUGUCGGAGCUGCGAGAGGAGUAUUUCCUUGCGAACAGAUCUAUAGAUGAAGACAGAAAAAUAAAAUACAGAGCUGCUGUCAAAAUCCAGAGCUGGUUUCGAGGAUGCAGGGUCCGAGCCUAUCUGAGACAUCUGAAUGAAAUGGCGAUUUUGAUACAGAAGUGGUGGAGAGGAUAUCGAUGCAGAAAACACUUCAGAAAAAUGGUGGAGACAGCAUAUUUUAUUAUGAAGAUGAAUUUCUACAAUGAAAUGGCUGUCAGGAUCCAGAAAAGGUGGCGAGGCUAUUAUGUUCGGAAAUACAUCCAUAAUUAUUAUGCCCUGAAGAAAUACUUGCAGGCUGUUUCUGUGAAUAACGCAUUUGUCAGGAGUGAACUUCAAGAGUACGUAGAAAUGAAGGAAAAUGAAGAGAAAAUGAAAGACCUAGAAAAGAAAGAAAAGGAAAAGAAAUACCAAGCCCGAAAGAUGCAUUACCUCCUUAGCACUGAGCAGAUUGCAGGCAUCUACAAUUCGCCAUUCAGAAAAUCCCCAGACCCAAUGGAACUGCUGCUACGGAAUUCAAAGCCACUGAGCCACAGAAGGAAGCAAGUGAAGAGUCCCGUUGCCUAUGAGCUCUAUGACUGGCCAACUUGUAAGAAGCCCCCAGCUUUCGCCACAGCACUGCCUCUGCCACCUAUUGGCAGACAGAAACCUCAGGGGCCUUUCCGCGAUACCGCUGAAGUAUUGUGGCAGCGCUACAAACCUUUAGAACCAACCUUGCGAGUGGCAGAAUCAAUCAAUUCACCACUGGAGAAGGCCAGAGAGGGAAUAAAAAGGGAGGAAUGGAGAAAUCCUAUACAUGACAAUGAAUUCCUGCCAUUUUCUUCAUAUCAUAAAAAUGAGAAUGAGAAGUAUGAGCCGUCACUUUGUAAGUCAGGCAAAUAUGUCCGAGAAGCUUAUGGAACCAAACAUUUCAGAGAAGUAUAUCCUAAUAAGUGGAUAGCAGACAAGGACUUUCGAACAGUGGCGCCAUCUAUUUUUCUCUUUGAAAAGUUUGGAAAAACUUACUCCCGCGCUGGGCAAAUAGUGUAGUUGUCCUGGAAACUACGCAAGACACCUGAAAAGUAAUCAAUAAAUGUAUUUCAGCAAAUGCACA